AUGACUGAGAUUUAUACUCUCAUUUACUCUCAAAUAUUUGAAAAAGGAUUCUCAAAACAAGAAUGGUUUUCCUUCAGCGGGGCUCUCCCAGAGCCCUGUAGCCAGGCCGGCAAGAUCCGAGUACACCCGCGGGGCAACCUCUGGGCCACCGGUCACUUCAUGGGCAAGAAAAGUCUGGAACCCUCCAGUCUAUUUCCAUUCGGGACAGCUCCCCAUACUUUCUUGAGGGAUCAGAGACCACAGCUGAGUAACAGUCUGCUCAGGAUCCUCCUGCUAAAGAAAGCUCUGGGCAUGAGCCUCAGUGGCCCAGCACCCUAUACCCAGGUAAAUUCUGUAUAUUUCUCUUCAGUACAGGACGCUGCUGAUGCAAAUACUGCAGAAGUGACGGCAAUACUGGGGCAGACACGAUAACAUUGUGCCCACCCAGGGAAGGUGGUGAAUAGGACCCUGGUGGUGGCCCCAUCUGGAUGUAAAUCCCCAGCUCAAAUCACUGUUACUGUGAUUUCUGGUUGGGUUGCUGGGAAUAUCACUGAUGCAGAUGCAAACUGUGUUCCCACUGUAUUUCUUCCCUGUUGUGAAUAAAACAUAAAAUAUCAAAAAAAAAAAAAAAAAAAAAAAAGAAUGGUUUUCCUGGGGGCACCUGUAGCUCAGAGGUGUAUGUAGCUGGCCACAUACACCAAGGCUGAAGGGUUCAAACCUGGCCAGGGCUAGCUGAAACAACAAUGACAACUGCAACAAAAAAAAUAGCCAGGCAUUGUGGCGGGUGCCUGUAGUCCCAGCUACUCAGCAGGCUGAGGCAAGAGAAUCAUUUAAGCCCAACAGUUGGAGGUUGCUGUGAGCUGUGACGCCAUGGCACUCUACCCAGGGCGACAGCUUGAGACUGUCUCAAAAAAAAAAAAAAAGGAAUGGUUUUAAGACAUUUUCAAAUAUUGAAUGUCAAGGCCAAAUUAAUUCCACAAGAAACAAAUCUUUUAAAUAUUGCUCCCUGUUGGGCAGUGCCUGUGGCUCAAGAAGUAGGGCACCAGCCCCAUAUACCGGGGGUGGCGGGUUCAAGUCCAGCCCUGGCCAAAGCUGCAAAAAUAAAAAAUAAACAUAAAAAUAAAUAUUGCCCCCUGCCACAUUUUACUCUUAUAAUACUAUUAAAAAAAAAUACAGAAUUUCUCUUUCACUCAUAAUAUAUGGUGUGCCCAUAAAAAUUCCAUUAAUGAGAAAGGUAAGGAAAAACCUUGUGUGGUUACUAAUUAACAACAGAAACCACACCUGGACAGGACAAGGCAAAGCAGGGCACUAGCUAUAUUUUUGCUGGAGAUUUGGGCAGUGAGGCUGUCAAUUUGAUUUGGUAUCCUCCUUGGUGCCCUUAACUCCUCCAGACACUGGGAUGGACCAGGAGGGAGGCAGGGAGCACACAGUUUUCCACCGUCUCCACAAACACCUCUGCUCUCUACCACGGCCUGAUAGUCUCCUGCAGGAGCAGCAGCUAUGGCUGGUGGGACUCAAAGAUCAUUGAUGCGAUAUACCAGAGAAGACUGAGGUCACAGACUAAAAUAGAGCUAUGUGUUUUCACAGAUGCAAGAGGCUGAGUACACAGUGGCCACAGACUGUUAGCAAAGUACAUGGGGCAGUUGCCAUGGAGACAGAGUUGUAAGAUGCUGAAGCAGUAAGAGUUAGCACUGCUCAGAGUGGGAUGAGCUGAAGUUGGGCCCAUGAUGGACAGAAAAGAAAAUGGAAACCCCAAUGGAGGCACCCAUCCUGAAAUGUCCUGGAGCAAUAACAUGUACACUAAUGGUCUCAGAAAGUUGCUGCUCAAUUAUUACAUUCUUCAAUGUAAAAAGUCCUUGACAACUAUGGAACCUACAUAAAUGUAGCUGAUCAGACAGAGCAUAAACUUCUGGGCAAGAAGAUCCCCUAGGGCAGUGCCUAUGGCUCACAGGGGUAGGGCGCCAGCCCCAUAUGUCGGAGGUGGUGGGUUCAAACCCAGCCCCGGCCAAAAACUGCAAAAAAAAAAAAAAAAAAAGAAGCUCCCCUAAACUUCUUGCUUUAUAAGAAGUAGUGAAGCAAAACUUGCCUUAAUGAUCAGUUAAGAUAGAGACCGGUGACCUUAAAUAUAAUCUCGUAUGCUUUGCAGGAAAAAGAAAACUCAGUGAUAACAUUACCUCUAGUUCCUGACAUUUUUUUUUUUUUUUUUUUGUGGUUUUUGGCCCGGGCUGGGUUUGAACCCGCCACCUCCGGCAUAUGGGACCGGCACCCUACUUCUUGAGCCACAGGCGCCGCCCUAGUUCCUGACAUUUAACUUCUGUCCUAAGUUAAAUGUGUAUGAUGUGUAUUAGGAGUGGACAUGCUACUUUUAUUUUCAUUUUUACUUCUUCAGUCUCAGCUUUGUUAAGAACUGGCUCCAGGGUGGCGCCUGUGGCUCAGUGAGUAGGGCGCCGGCUCUAUAUACCGAGGGUGGCGGGUUCAAACCCAGCCCUGGCUGAACUGCAAACAAAAAAAUAGCCGGGCGUUGUGGCGGGUGCCUGUAGUCCCAGCUGCUCUGGAGGCUGAGGCAGGAGACUCGCGAAAGCCCAAGAGCUGGAGGUUGCUGUGAGUCCUGUGACAUCAUGGCACUCUACCGAGGGCAGUAAAGUAAGACUGUCUCCACAAAAAAAAAAAAAAAAAAAAAAGAAAAGGGGCGGCACCUGUGGCUCAAAGAGUAGGACCCCGGUCCCAUAUGCCAGAGGUGGCGGGUUCAAACCCAGCCCCAGCCAAAAACCACAAAAAAAAA
Nycticebus coucang (slow loris) is the source of this 2761-nucleotide messenger RNA. RefSeq names its product neuromedin-B-like. The record is from RefSeq and is a predicted model, not a curated record. Gene Ontology annotation, biological process: positive regulation of hormone secretion; neuropeptide signaling pathway. Gene Ontology annotation, cellular component: neuron projection. The coding region runs from base 1 to 411 and encodes 136 amino acids. NCBI's taxonomy places the organism in Eukaryota, Metazoa, Chordata, Mammalia, Primates, Lorisidae. The transcript is spliced from 2 exons. Gene Ontology annotation, molecular function: neuromedin B receptor binding; neuropeptide hormone activity.